Messenger RNA from Drosophila obscura, 1025 nucleotides. RefSeq names its product tigger transposable element-derived protein 3 (gene cag). Lineage: Eukaryota; Metazoa; Arthropoda; Insecta; Diptera; Drosophilidae. Gene Ontology annotation, molecular function: DNA binding. Gene Ontology annotation, cellular component: nucleus. The coding region runs from base 153 to 851 and encodes 232 amino acids. The record is from RefSeq and is a predicted model, not a curated record. The transcript has 2 exons.
AACCAUCACAUCGAUGACAAAACUGAAAAAAAUAUAUAUUUUUGUACUUAAUUAAUAAAGAUUUUAAUAAAAUGCACUUAAAUGGACACUGCAAACAUCUGCGACUUGUCUUGGUUCGGUUUAUGCGCUUGAGCUAAGCUAAUGAUAAGAAAAUGCCUCCUCGCCGAAGCAGGACUCCCCGUAGAUUGCUUUCUUUGAGCGAAAAAAGUGAAGUUAUCCAGGUGCAGGAGAAGGAGAAACUGUCCGUUCGAGAUCUGGCCAGGAGAUUUAAUAUAGGAAAAACCCAAGCAGCUGAAAUUUUGAAAAACAAAGGUCAAAUCGAUGCUAAACUAAAAUCAGGAGUCAAUGGCCAUCUAAAGAAGAACUGUCUGAGUCAGCAGGGCUCCCACAUCGAUGAGUUGUGCUUCAGCUGGUUCAACACGGCCAGGAGCGAAAACAUUCGAUUGUCUGGCCAGGGGGUAAGGACAAAGGCACGAGAAAUAGCCCAGCAUUUGGGAUACGCUGGCUUCUCCGCCUCGGACGGUUGGCUGCAGAAGUGGCGCAAGCGACACAACAUAAUUUUCAACUCCACCCGCGAAACACUGGACGUCCAGCAGUUUGAGUGCAUCCUGGUCAAAAGCGAGCCGCUAAUGAGUAAUGAUGAGGAUAGUUUGAUGUGCAGUGCUCAUGCUGGAGAGGAGCCAACUGUCUUCAUGCACAAUCCGAUAACAUCCUUUGACGAGGCAAUGAUGCAGCUUGCUCGCUUGAAGGAGUUUGCCAAAGACGAUUAUAUAUCACAUCAACAGCUAAGCAGCCUGGAGAACCAGUGGACUUGGAAGAGGAACAACCUGAAAAUGGAGCACCUCCCUUAACCAAAACAAACUGAUUUCUGUUACCAUUAGUAUUCAUGCAUCUCUGCGAUUGCCUAAGUUAUCGUACUAAUUUAUUUCAUUUAAUUUACGUUACUUUUGUUUAAACCGAACUGACUCGAAAGUGAUUAUGUUACAUUUGUAAAUACACGUAAACUUCUUUCAAACAAUCUGUCU